AUGCAUGGGGCCGCAGAUGCGCGUGCAGAGGGCAGCAGGGUGCACGGGGCGCACAGGGCAGCAGGGCGGAAGGGCGCGCGGGGCAGCAGGACAGAAGGGCGCGCGGGGCGCACAGGGCAGCAGGGCAGCAGGGCGCGCGGGGCGCACAGGGCUGCAGGACAGCAGGGCGCGCGGGGCGCACAGGGCUGCAGGGCGCGCGGGGCGCACAGGGCAGCAGAGCAGCAGGGCACGCGGGGCGCACAGGGCUGCGGGGCAGAAGGGCGCGCGGGGCGCACAGGGCUGCAGGGCGCGCGGGGCGCGCAGGACAGCAGGGCGCGCGUGGCGCGCAGGGCUGCAGGGCGCGCGGGGCGCGCAGGGCAGCAGGACAGAAGGGCGCGCGGGGCGCACAGGGCAGCAGGGCAGCAGGGCGCGCGGGGCGCACAGGGCUGCAGGACAGCAGGGCGCGCGGGGCGCACAGGGCUGCAGGGCGCGCGGGGCGCACAGGGCAGCAGAGCAGCAGGGCACGCGGGGCGCACAGGGCUGCAGGGCAGAAGGGCGCGCGGGGCGCACAGGGCUGCAGGGCGCGCGGGGCGCGCAGGACAGCAGGGCGCGCGUGGCGCGCAGGGCUGCAGGGCGCGCAGGGCAGCAGGACAGAAGGGCGCGCGGGGCGCGCAGGGCUGCAGGGCGCACGAGGCGCACAGGGCAGCAGGGCAGCAGGGCACGCGGGGCGCACAAGGCUGCAGGGCAGCAGGGUGCGCGGGGCGCACAGGGCAGCAGGGCAGCAGGGCGCGCGGGGCGCACAGGGCUGCAGGGCGCGCGGGGCGCGCAGGACAGCAGGGCGCGCGUGGCGCGCAGGGCUGCAGGGCGCGCGGGGCGCGCAGGGCAGCAGGACAGAAGGGCGCACGGGGCGCACAGGGCAGCAGGGCAGCAGGGCGCGCGGGGCGCACAGGGCUGCAGGACAGCAGGGCGCGCGGGGCGCACAGGGCUGCAGGGCGCGCGGGGCGCACAGGGCAGCAGAGCAGCAGGGCACGCGGGGCGCACAUGGCUGCAGGGCAGAAGGGCGCGCGGGGCGCACAGGGCUGCAGGGCGCACGGGGCGCGCAGGACAGCAGGGCGCGCGUGGCGCGCAGGGCUGCAGGGCGCGCAGGGCAGCAGGACAGAAGGGCGCGCGGGGCGCGUAGGGCUGCAGGGCGCACGGGGCGCACAGGGCAGCAGGGCAGCAGGGCACGCGGGGCACACAGGGCUGCAGAGCAGCAGGGUGCGCGUGGCACACAGGGCUGCAGGGCGCGCGGGGCGCACAGGGCAGCAGGGCAGCAGGGCACGCGGGGCGAACAGGGCUGCAGGGCAGCAGGGUGCGCGGGGUGCACAGGGAUGCAGGGCGCGCGGGGCGCACAGGACAGCAGGGCGCGCGUGGCGCGCAGGGCUGCAGGGCGCGCAGGGCGCGCAGGGCAGCAGGACAGCAGGGCGCGCGGGAGGCGCAGGGCUGCAGGGCGCACGGGGCGCACAGGGCAGCAGGGCAGCAGGGCACGCGGGGCGCACAGGGCUGCAGGGCAGCAGGGCGCGCGGGGCGCACAGGGCAGCAGGGCAGCAGGGCGCGCGGGGCGCACAGGGCUGCAGGACAGCAGGGCGCGCGGGGCGCACAGGGCUGCAGGGCGCGCGGGGCGCGCAGGACAGCAGGGCGCGCGUGGCGCGCAGGGCUGCAGGGCGCGCAGGGCGCACAGGGCAGCAGGACAGAAGGGCGCGCGGGGCGCGCAGGGCUGCAGGGCGCACGGGGCGCACAGGGCAGCAGGGCAGCAGGGCACGCGGGGCACACAGGGCUGCAGGGCAGCAGGGCGCGCAGGGCGCACAGGGCUGCAGGGUGCGCGGGGCGCACAGGGCAGCAGGGCAGCAGGGCACGCGGGGCGAACAGGGCUGCAGGGCGCGCGGGGCGCACAGGGCAGCAGGGCAGCAGGGCACGCGGGGCGAACAGGGCUGCAGGGCAGCAGGGCGCGCGGGGUGCACAGGGAUGCAGGGCGCGCGGGGCGCGCAGGACAGCAGGGCGCGCGUGGCGCGCAGGGCUGCAGGGCGCGCAGGGCGCACAGGGCAGCAGGGCACGCGGGGCGAACAGGGCUGCAGGGCAGCAGGGCGCGCGGGGUGCACAGGGAUGCAGGGCGCGCGGGGCGCGCAGGACAACAGGGCGCGCUUGGCGCGCAGGGCUGCAGGGCGCGCAGGGCUGCAGGGCGCGCAGGGCGCGCAGGGCAGCAGGACAACAGGGCGCGCGGGACGCGCAGGGCUGCAGGGCGCACGGGGCGCACAGGGCAGCAGGGCAGCAGGGCACGCGGGGCGCACAGGGCUGCAGGGCAGCAGGGCGCGCGGGGCGCACAGGGCAGCAGGGCAGCAGGGCGCGCGGGGCGCACAGGGCUGCAGGACAGCAGGGCGCGCGGGGCGCACAGGGCUGCAGGGCGCGCGGGGCGCGCAGGACAGCAGGGCGCGCGUGGCGCGCAGGGCUGCAGGGCGCGCAGGGCGCACAGGGCAGCAGGACAGAAGGGCGCGCGGGGCGCGCAGGGCUGCAGGGCGCACGGGGCGCACAGGGCAGCAGGGCAGCAGGGCACGCGGGGCACACAGGGCUGCAGGGCAGCAGGGCGCGCAGGGCGCACAGGGCUGCAGGGUGCGCGGGGCGCACAGGGCAGCAGGGCAGCAGGGCACGCGGGGCGAACAGGGCUGCAGGGUAGCAGGGCGCGCGGGGCGCACAGGGCUGCAGGGCGCGCGGGGCGCGCAGGACAGCAGGGCGCGCGUGGCGUGCAGGGCUGCAGGGCGUGCAGGGCGCGCAGGACAGCAGGACAGCAGGGCGCGCGGGGCGCGCAGGGCUGCAGGGAGCACGGGGCGCACAGGGCAGCAGGGCAGCAGGGCGCAUGGGGCGCACAGGGCUGCAGAUCCCCUCCCCCCACUGCUGCACUCGCAGCAGAGGGAUGGAGGAGAAGGGGGGGGGGCGGGGGGGAGCUGCAGGGGGAUGGAGGAGAAAGGGGCGGGGGGGUGGGGGGGGGCUGGUGCUGCAGAUCCCCUCCCCCCCACUGCUGCACCCACAGCAGGGGGAUGGAGGAGAAGAGGGGGCGGGGGGGCUGGUGCUUCAGAUCCCCUCCCCCCCCACUGCUGCACCCACGGCAGGGGAAUGGAGGAGAAGGGGGAGGGGGGAAGGGGGGGGCUGGUGCUGCAGAUCCCCUCCCACCCACUGCUGCACCCGCAGCAGAGGGAUGGAGGAGAAGUCAGCCACGCCCCAGAACCGCACCCCUCUUGCCACCCCCUCACCCUCCAUGAUCCGCGCCCCCAAGUCCCUUCCCUUCCCCCCCCCCCCCUCCUUUUCCGCUGCACGCGCAGCAGGGAGAGGGAGAACGAAGUUGGGGGGGGCGGGUCCUCGGGCGAUGAGGCAAGGGGCGACGAGGCCGCGGGCGACAGGUCCUCGGGCGACAUGGCCGCGGGAGACAGAGCCGCAGGCCACGGCGCCUUGGGCGACGAGGCCGGGGCCUAG
Messenger RNA from Closterium sp. Naga37s-1, 3483 nucleotides. NCBI's taxonomy places the organism in Eukaryota, Viridiplantae, Streptophyta, Zygnematophyceae, Desmidiales, Closteriaceae. The record is from the annotation of a GenBank genome assembly.